Molecule: messenger RNA, 1189 nt
Organism: Rosa chinensis
Lineage: Eukaryota; Viridiplantae; Streptophyta; Magnoliopsida; Rosales; Rosaceae
Exons: 7
Coding region: 336-1076 (246 amino acids)
Biological process (GO): proteolysis
Molecular function (GO): cysteine-type peptidase activity
Source: RefSeq, a predicted model, not a curated record
UGUAGAUAAGCUUGUUGCUGUGACAAACUAGUUUAGAUAAGCACUUUUGAUGGAUAAAUCAUGGAUGCAUGUUGAUAGAAGAUCGCGAGCUUUUGAGUUAGGCGUUGAAGAAUUGAUUCUGUUUGCAUUGGAGAGUGGUUGUGAUGUCAAUAAACUUUGUUGUCCUUGUGUGAGAUGUGGGCAUGGUAAAUCUUGGAAGGCUAGGGUAGUAAAGGAUCAUUUGGUUGAGUUUGGUAUUGAUAAAAGUUACACAAAAUGGAUAUGGCAUGGGGAACUCUCGUCAAAUGAGAUGAGUGAACCCGAAGGGAAUUCUGAAACCGUAGAAAUGGUAUAGAAUGACACAAGUAGAGGGGGGUCCGAUGAUGAGGAGUUGCGCGAGAGACAAUAUGGCAAAUGGCAAGACAAUCUCUUUCAAGUUGGAAGAGAAAGUGUUUGGCAUCGACAGGAAGCAAUAUUUGUUUAAGUCAGACAUUCAUGCAUUGUGUAUGAUGACUGAACUAUCAGGUGGUGUAAUCUGCAUGUAUAUAUGCUACUUGCAUGAAGUCUUGAAGAGAGCAAAGAUGUCACACAUGGUUAGCUUUGUGGACCCUUCACAGAUUGGAGCACUUGGAAGUGGAAAUACAACAGAAAGAUUGCGUUUUCUAGCAAAUAGGUUCACAACUGCAGAGAAGGGCCAGAUUUUUUUGUUGCCAUAUAAUGCAGGUAACCAUUGGAUGUUGACUGUUGUCAAUCCGGAUGAAGAAACUAUCUAUUUCAUGGAUCCAUUAAGGCGUCGACUAGUUGGUGGAGAAUGGCAGACUGUUGUGGAAAAUGGGAUCAAAAUUUACAAUGCUCAGAGGAAUAGGUCUGGCCGGAAAUCAAUAGUGUGGCAAAACAUGGGGGGUAUUCCAGCACAACAAAAUGUGAAAGACUGUGGCAUAUUCAUCAUGCGGUACAUGAAGGAAAUAAUUGAGGAUAAGAACCUGAGUUUUGCUUCAAAGUGGCAGCGACGAUCCGAAUUGAUUUACACCCAAAAGGAUAUUGAUGCUGUGAGGUCAGAGUGGGCUAAGUAUAUGAUGAAGUAUCAUAUUUCAUAGUUAUGAGGGUUGGUGAAGGCAGGGCUAUUUUUUGGUAUUUUGAUCACCCUCCUGCUAGCUGGUUUUAGUUUUUGCUCAAGUUAUUAAUGUGCAUUGGACACGUUUUAUGGACA